This is a messenger RNA of Poecilia latipinna (sailfin molly), 1691 nucleotides long. RefSeq names its product cleavage factor polyribonucleotide kinase subunit 1 (gene clp1). NCBI's taxonomy places the organism in Eukaryota, Metazoa, Chordata, Actinopteri, Cyprinodontiformes, Poeciliidae. Gene Ontology annotation, cellular component: nucleus; mRNA cleavage factor complex. The transcript is spliced from 6 exons. The record is from RefSeq and is a predicted model, not a curated record. Gene Ontology annotation, biological process: mRNA 3'-end processing; tRNA splicing, via endonucleolytic cleavage and ligation. The coding region runs from base 110 to 1435 and encodes 441 amino acids. Gene Ontology annotation, molecular function: polynucleotide 5'-hydroxyl-kinase activity.
GUAUGGCUACUAUUUGCGUGACAUCAUCAUUAUGCGACAGUGGUUCCUCAUGAGAGCUGCACAAAUUUUUUUUGUCCUCUAAAAUAAGUUUGAAAUCUAUCGUACAGUAAUGGCAGCAGAGGGUGUGGAAAAGACCAGCGAAGAUGCAUCGUCUUCGGGGAAGGUGUCCAAAAGGUUCGACCUGGAGAAGGAGACCGAGCUUCGCUUCGAGGUGGAGGCCGGAGAGGCCGCGGAUCAGGUGGAGAUGGAGCUCCUGACGGGGAUGGCUGAGGUGUUUGGCUCUGAGCUGAACCGCAACAAGAAGUACACCUUCGGACCAGGCUCCAAGAUCGCAGUUUUCACUUGGCAGGGCUGCAGUGUGAAUCUGUAUGGAAAGCCAGAGGUGGCCUAUGUGUCCAAGGAUACUCCUAUGCUGCUCUACCUGAACACCCAUGCUGCCCUGGAACAGAUGAGGAAACAAGCUGAGCGGGAAAAUGAGAGGGGGCCCAGGGUGAUGGUAGUGGGACCUACAGACGUGGGGAAGUCCACAGUGUGCCGAAUGCUUCUCAGCUAUGCUGUGAGAGUUGGAAGGAGACCUACGCUGGUGGAACUGGAUGUUGGACAGAGUGGGGUUUCUGUUCCAGGGACAGUAUCAGCUCUGUGCAUCGAGCGUCCUGCAGACGUGGAGGAGGGCUUCUCUGUCCAGGCUCCUUUAGUUUAUCACUUUGGUUCUACGACUCCUGGAACCAACAUCAAACUUUACAACAAGCUGACAUCGUGCCUGGCCGAGGUGUUCUCUCAACGCUGUGAGGUAAACAGGAAGGCCAGCGUUGGCGGCUGCAUCAUCAACACCUGUGGCUGGGUGAAGGGUUCUGGGUACCAGGCCCUGGUCCACUGUGCCUCCACCUUCCAGGUGGACGUGGUGCUCGUGCUGGACCAUGAGAGGCUCUACAAUGAACUCAAAAGGGACCUGCCGCACUUUGUGCGCGUUGUGCUGCUGCCGAAGUCCGGAGGAGUGGUGGAGCGCUCCAAGGAGUGCCGGCGGGAGACUCGGGAUGAAAAGAUCCGCGAGUACUUCUACGGCUUCCGCGGGCUGUCCUUCUUCCCUUUCUCUUUUGAAGUGCGAUUCUCGGAUGUUCGCAUCUACAAGAUCGGGGCGCCGUCCAUCCCGGACUCUUGCCUGCCACUGGGAAUGUCUCAGGACGACACGCAGCUGAAACUGGUGCCGGUGACUCCAGGGAGAGACCUGACGUAUCACGUGCUGAGUGUGAGCAGCGUCGACGACGGAGACGAAGACGCCAGGAAGAGCAUCGUGGAGAGCCCCGUCUGCGGAUUCAUUGUGGUCACAAACGUUGACACUCAGGCACAGGUGAUGAAAGUGCUGUCACCUGCACCCAGACCACUGCCCAGACACACGCUGCUCAUCAUGGACAUCCGCUUUAUGGACAUGAAAUGAAGCCACAUGUUGGAGAAGAGGACGCGAGAUAAAGUGAUGAUCAUAUUUGUGAGCACUUUUUCUUUCUAGGUGCUUUGCAAGGACUUAAAAGAGAGCGAGAUGGAAUUAAAAUUGGUUAAAUUAUACCUUCCUUUUAUUGUUUGCACUGUGCAAAUUUCUCUUGUUGCCAUUUAUAGGUGCUGGAUUUUUCUUUUUUGAUAAUCUGUUUUAUAGAAUGUCUUUUCUUCUCUCUUGUACAAAUAAAUUUUAACUUUGA